Molecule: messenger RNA, 2642 nt
Organism: Anolis sagrei ordinatus
Lineage: Eukaryota; Metazoa; Chordata; Lepidosauria; Squamata; Anolidae
Source: RefSeq, a predicted model, not a curated record
AUGACGACGGGGAGAGCACCACGGAAACCUCCUCAGAAGCGCGGAGCCGGGUCUCGGGAGGCGGAGGCUUCCGGAAAGGCCCUGCUCCCUUCACGGCGAGGGCCUCGUCGCCUUCGCGGAGGGAGAAAGCGCCAUUCGCGACCCUCCAAAGCGGGAAGUUCAAACCAGCCGGGGCCUCCGAGGCGCAGCGUUUGUGACGUUGAACAGGUAAAAUUAUUAGACCGAUUCAGCACAAGCAUCAAGUCACAAACAGGAACUCUUUACCUCACUGCUACACACCUGCUAUUUAUUGACUCAAACCAGAAAGAGAUAUGGAUCUUGCACCAUCAUAUUGCUGCAGUGGAGAAGCUUGCUUUGACUACUUCAGGCUGCCCCCUGGUGAUCCAGUGCAAGAACUUCAGAGUCGUUCACUUCAUUGUUCCCAGAGAAAGGGAUUGCCAUGAUAUCUAUAACUCCUUGCUUCAGCUCUCGAGACCAGCAAGGUAUGAUGAACUGUAUGCCUUCUCAUACAACCCAAAACAAAAGGAGGCAGAAAGAGUGCAAGGCUGGGAGCUCAUUGACCUCGCAGAUGAGUACAAUCGGAUGGGAGUGCCGAACUCGGACUGGCAAUUAUCAGAUGCAAAUCGUGAUUAUAAGAUUUGUGAAACAUAUCCAAGAGAACUUUAUGUUCCCAGGAGCGCAAGCAAGCCCAUAAUUGUUGGCAGUUCUAAGUUCCGAAGCAAAGGAAGGUUCCCUGUGCUGUCAUAUUAUCAUAAAGAUAAUGAGGCUGCCAUUUGCAGAUGUAGUCAGCCUCUUUCAGGAUUCAGUGCCAGAUGUCUGGAAGAUGAGCAUAUGUUGCAAGCAAUCAGUAAAACCAAUCCAACGAAUCACUACAUGUAUGUUGUAGACACCAGGCCUAAACUGAAUGCAAUGGCAAACCGGGCAGCAGGUAAAGGCUAUGAAAAUGAAGAUAACUAUUCCAAUAUUAGAUUCCAAUUUGUUGGUAUUGAAAACAUCCAUGUAAUGAGAUCCAGCUUGCAGAAGCUUUUAGAAGUCUGUGGGACAAGAGGACUAUUGGUUAAUGACUUCCUUUCUGGUUUGGAGAACUCUGGAUGGCUGCGCCACAUCAAGGCCGUGUUGGAUGCUGCUAUCUUCUUAGCCAAAGCCAUAGCUUUUGAGAGUGCAAGUGUGCUGGUACAUUGCUCCGAUGGCUGGGACCGGACAUCUCAAGUUUGUUCCCUGGGUUCUCUGUUGUUGGAUCCUUUUUAUAGAACAAUUAAAGGAUUCAUGGUUUUGAUAGAAAAAGAUUGGAUUGCUUUUGGACACAAAUUUUCAGACAGAUGUGGCCAACUGGAUGGUGACCCAAAGGAAAUCUCUCCAGUGUUUGUCCAGUUUUUAGAAAGCGUCUGGCACCUGACAGAACAGUUUCCGCGAGCCUUUGAGUACAACGAGGCUUUUCUUCUUCAGAUCCAUGAACAUGUCCAUUCAUGCCAGUUUGGAAACUUCAUUGGAAACUGCCAAAAAGAACGUGAAGAGCUAAGAUUGAAAGAGAAGACUUACUCACUGUGGCCAUUUCUCCUGGAGCAACGUGAUAAAUAUCUGAACCCUGUCUACAGUGAGAGUUUUUCUCAGUCAUUUACAGUUCUGGAGCCUGACACUGUAUCUUUUAAUUUUAAGUUUUGGAGAAACAUGUAUCAUCAGUUUGAUCAUACGAUGCAUCCCAGGCAGUCUAUUCUUAGCCACAUCAUGACCAUGAAUGAUCAAAAUAGGCAGCUAGAGAAAGACAUUAAGGAACUGGAAGCUAAACUAGAGCACCGGGCAAAAAAGGAUGAUGUCUUCACCAAGGAGCCUUUACAGUCUAUUUGUCCAGUUUCACCAGUCCUUAAAACAUUGGAGUGCUUUAAGAAAGCGCAGCCUCUUUUACCGGGGAAUGACUGCAUUCGGACGAUAGAGGGCUCCAAUGCAGCAGACAAUCGGUACAGUGAAUAUAUGGAAGAGCUCUCCAAGACAGAGCCCGGCGUUGUCAGUCUGGAGUACGGAGUGGCAAAAAUGACAUGCUAAAUGUCACGUGGAGCAGCGCUGCCUCGCUCUGAAAAGACUUUGACGUUCAAGACAGGGCAUUGUGUGAGAUUGGUCUCCUGGAGCAUGACCAAAAACUGUGUGGUGUAAUGGAGAGUCUCAUGAAUGUACAGCUAAAACAGCACACUAGUUAACAAAGUGCUAUUUGUGAGAAGUAAUUGACUUUUAACAUUAUAGCAAAAAAAUGUGGAGAGCAUAGUAAACCUUUUGUGGCUUAUAAGAACUGAGGAAUGAAACUGGUAUAAUAUAACAAACUAAACUUUGCACUAGAUAACUCAGAAUGUUAUUUAAGGUGUGUAUUGCCAAAAUGGUUAAGAUGAUCUCUGAUGAGCUACUUCUCAGACAAAGCAGCCUUUUUAUUGGGACAGCUGGCCAUAAAUAGAUAUGUGUGUGUGUGCGCGCAUAGUGUAUGUGUAUUAUUUAAUCUGUUGCUUGUUACUAAUUUCUGAUAUUCCAGCUGCUAUUGAAAGUACUGUAUAUCACAUGAGAAAAAGCUAUCCUUCCAUUUUCAGUCUGAGGUAUCCCAGUGUGUGCACAGAUGUGUUCUGAAAUUACUCUUUUGCCAUGUGAUUUUAAAAUCAAAA